AAUAAAACAUUCAAUCGGCAGCGUGACUACUUACUUGCGGCGGUAUGCUCUCUCUCCCACCACAGCGUUGUGCUGAUUGUAAUUGGAUGGCGAUAGUCGACCUCCAACUUGAGAAGUGAGACAGUGAAGCGGCUGAGAAGAAAGAGAAGAAAGAAGAGGUGGAUCUGACGGAAAGCUUUCUCCAUACUCUCUCUCUACUUGUGUACGCAGGAAGCUAUCCGAAUUUGAGGUCCAAAUUUUUCGAGUACUGUAGCUGAUGAAAUGGGCGAGAACACUGUUCCUAAAGCCCUCCCAUUGUAUGUGUUAGAGCCAACUGAGAUAGGCUUAGCUGAAGGAUGCAUAUUAUCACUACGGCGCUGCUUUGGCCUUCAAUCUCAACCACCGCCUGUAAUCAUCGUCCUCCGCCGUAUCUGUCACCGUUUAGUGGAAGAGAAAGAAGAAGAAGAAGACCUUGUUUGCUUUCUUCAAUUACCGAAAAGGGCGCUCUCUCCCAUCGCAUAUCUACUCAUUCUGGUUCAAUUUCGGUUUCUUCGACUACUUCAAUUCUGUCUCUGCGCGUACCGAGGAGAAAUGUAAAAUAUCAGGCCGUCGGUGACAGUUCAUCGCCUCCUUCAGAUUCAACAGUAGUUUAUCAAGGCUUUUAUGGUUCGUGGACCGUCGAAGACUCCGACGUCCAGGAGGUCAUUCUAUAUCGAUCGGGAUUAGUAACGGCUGCUAUGUCAUUUGUUCUUGCAUCGUCCGCAGUUUUGCUUCCGGGAGAUUUGUUGUUAAGGGACUUCAUUAGGAGAAACCUGGAUGUCUUUUACAUGCUUGGAGCUGGUGGAUUGGGGCUAUCCCUCUAUCUAAUUCACAUCUAUGUAACACAAAUCAAACGCACCCUCCAAGCACUUUGGAUGUUAGGUGUUUUUGGAUCAUUGGGGACAUAUUAUGUGCUUGCUCAGCCUGCUGGGUGCAAUUUAGUACAAUAUGUUACUGAAAAUCCGACGGCUGUCUGGUUUGUUGGCCCGGUCUUCGCCGCGCUGACAGGGCUAGUCUUCAAGGAAGGCCUUUGCUAUGGAAAGCUGGAAGCUGGAAUUCUCACUUUCAUCAUCCCAUCGGUUCUUCUAGGGCACCUGACUGGAUUGAUGGAUGACAGUGCAAAAAUUACCCUAUUGGGCGUUUGGGCGGGACUUUUUGUGGUGUUCGCAGGAAGAAAAUUCACGCAACCAAUAAAGGAUGAUAUAGGAGACAAAUCUGUGUUCACAUUCUAUGCUCUACCAGAAGAAGAGAAAGCAGCAGUGGUUGAGAAACUUGGGUUGCAGAGGCAGCAUGAAACCUCGGAGUAGCAUUGCCUUGAUCAUUUUAGGACAGUAAUGCAAUGUAUCAUGCCUUCUUAACUUGGUAUUACUCAACCUAAUGACUUGUAGAUAAACCAAUCAUCCAUUGUACGUUUGUACCUAAAGGAGUUUAAUAGAUGGAACAUAAUGUUUGGUAUAAUACUCUGUGUCCCAAAAUGAACUUCUCUUUCUUUUUUGAGUAAAUUCCCAAAUUAGUCCUCGGUAACAUGAGUUUUUCCCAAUUUAGUCCUCCAUAAAGAGUAAUGAACAAGAUGGUCCUCU
Messenger RNA from Cuscuta campestris, 1598 nucleotides. The record is from the annotation of a GenBank genome assembly. NCBI's taxonomy places the organism in Eukaryota, Viridiplantae, Streptophyta, Magnoliopsida, Solanales, Convolvulaceae.